Schistosoma rodhaini is the source of this 611-nucleotide messenger RNA. The record is from the annotation of a GenBank genome assembly. NCBI's taxonomy places the organism in Eukaryota, Metazoa, Platyhelminthes, Trematoda, Strigeidida, Schistosomatidae.
AUGUUUGUAAAAUAUCUAGCAUUUGCUGGGAGGAUGAUUGGUUUGAAUCCUGUUGUUGAGGAUGGCCAUCUUCUGCCUGAGGAACCAUGUAUUUACGUCUUGAAUCAUCAAAGUUGCAUAGAUGUCACAGGUGUGGGGGAUGUAUGGCCAAAACGCUGCUCGGUAGUUUCCAAAGCUUCACUUAAAUUCAUGGGUUUUUUGGGAAUAAUUAUGUGGCUGAGCAAGACUAUUUCCAUUGAUAGGUCCCAUCAUACAGAUGCUAUUUCUGCCAUGGAGAAUGCUGCCAUAGCAGCCAAACAGAAUAAGGUCUCGAUUUUGAUUUUUCCUGAGGGCACAAGAUCCGAUGCUGUUAAUCUUCUGCCCUUUAAAAAGGGUGCAUUCCACAUGGCCAUCGAGUGUCAAUUUCCGAUUCAACCUAUUGUCAUUGAACCGUAUGCAAAGUUCCUCGACCACAAGAAGAAACUUUUUAAAAAUGCCACUUACAAAGUGAAGGUCCUGCCGAAAAUUGACACUAAGGGAAUGAAUAAAUCACAUGUUGAUCAACUUCUCAGUGAAACGCGUGAAAGAAUGGUUGCCGCAUUUGAAAUGAUGAAGGACCAACUUCAAACUGA